AAUAUGAAAAGAAGUGUCUGAAAGAGGAGUGCUAGAAGCAACAAGAAGUGAGUGUGAGUGUGUGUGUGUUGAUUGCAAGAAACGGUGGGAGAGUUUGAAGAGAGAAAGAAGGAGAUGAUUUGAGGCCACGUGACAAGAAGGAAAUGGAAGCGAACCUUGGUUACCUCACCUCUCCAUUUCACACAUUCUUGGCCGACUCUCUCAAAAGCUCUACCACCACGCCAGAACCCGUGGCAGUUUGCGUGCCACACACAACCAAGCAAAGCAUUCAACCUCCCCAACAGAGCCACUCCUCCCCCCAAGGAAUAACUCCUCCUCCACCACCAACCCUGUUCCUUUAUAACCAUGCACAACCUUCACCUUAAACCCUAGCUUCCUUUUCUUUAUUCUUUUCUCGCCGACUGCUUCUCCUAAAACAGAGCACCGGAUCAUGGAAGGGGUUUCCAGGGAAGCCCAGAUGUCGAUCGCUGCUUCUUCCAUGUUUCCUGGCUUCAGAUUCUGCCCCACCGAUGAGGAGUUGAUUUCUUACUACCUUAGGAAGAAGUUGGAUGGCCAUGAAGAGAGUGUUCAAGUCAUUUCUGAGGUUGAGCUCUGUAAAUUCGAGCCUUGGGAUUUACCAGCCAAAUCGUUCAUUCAAUCAGAUAACGAAUGGUUCUUCUUCUCUCCUCGUGGAAGAAAGUACCCAAAUGGUUCACAAAGUAAAAGGGCAACUGAAUGUGGAUAUUGGAAGGCCACCGGCAAAGAGCGUAAUGUAAAGUCAGGUUCCAACGUUAUAGGAACAAAGAGGACUUUGGUGUUUCACUUGGGACGUGCACCUAAAGGGGAGAGGACUGAAUGGAUUAUGCACGAGUACUGCAUCAAUGACAAGUCUCAGGAUUCUUUGGUUAUUUGUCGGCUGAAGAGGAACACAGAGUUCCGUUUGAGUGAUCAUUCGAAUAGAGCUUCUUCAAGUCAAAGGCAUCACGUGAAUUCACACGAAAGUGGUUGUGCCAUAUCAGAAGGUGGUGGUAUAGAUCAAAGGGAUGUUUGUGAGCAGGACAAAGAGGUGGGAUGUAGCUCCAAGAGGAGCAGUAGCAGUUACGGUUCUCCUUCCAAUGAGCAGAUAGAUUCUGUGUCGGAAUCCAAUCAUCGACCAGUUAAUGAAGCUACACUGACAGAAUCUUCAGAUCAAGCAAAGGAGGUGUAUGAAGAGGAUUGUUAUGCAGAGAUAUUGAAGGAUGAUAUCAUAAAACUAGACGAAUCAUCAAUCUCAGCAGAGGGUCACACAGGAGCACAUGAUCCUGCACAAAUGCAUCCUGCGCAAGGCACAGCAAAACGGAGAAUAAGAUUAAGGGUUGGGAAUUCAAAGCGUUCUUCUCCUGCAGUGGUUGGUUUCCGAAGCACAAUAAUGCAGUCGUCAAAGAGUACCUUCUUCGCCGGAAUAAGCAACAGUUUGGUGGCACUUGUUUUCUUGGUUUUCACUCUGAUAUUUUUGGUGUUUGUUGGGUGGAGUCAGACAACUGAAGUGUUAAGCGCUUGUUCAGGAACCAUGUCGAGGCCCAUGUUGCUUGUCUUCUUGCUGAUUAUACUUAUAAUCACCUCGCAGUUCGAGUGGAAGCAGCAGCUUGUGGCCGAUGUUGACUCCAACCCCACCGUAUCUCAGAAGCAGCAUCAAAUUUCCAAGGCUGAAGAAACCGUAAAGGAGAAGAUUAUUUUAGUUCAAGAGAAGAAUAUUCAAAGAUUGAAUGAGUUAGUGCGGCAUCUCCAGGAACAACUGCAACAGUGUAGAGGACGCAAUGGAACUAUAAAUGGCACUGUAAGCCCUCUAGCUGAGCGAAUUCUGGAGCUUGAGCGACAGCAAAUUUUAGAGGAUUAAGCAAACGCAGCAACUGCGGCAAUGAUGUUCUUCGUUAUGCUCAACCUGUGAAGUUGUUCCCUAAUUCAUUUGGAGGGAACGUUGUACAAGAUUUGGUCCUCGUUUGAAUAACCAUUUUUAACUAUAAAUGAAAAGUGCAGUGUUCGAAUAUUGUUCUAAAAGUUGUUGAAUGGUAUAGAAAUAUGAUCAUCUUAUACUGGUUUGAUCAUUUCUGUAGUUUAAAAUUUUCAUUUCCUCU
Vigna radiata var. radiata (mung bean) is the source of this 2093-nucleotide messenger RNA. RefSeq names its product NAC domain-containing protein 40. Gene Ontology annotation, molecular function: DNA binding. The record is from RefSeq and is a predicted model, not a curated record. NCBI's taxonomy places the organism in Eukaryota, Viridiplantae, Streptophyta, Magnoliopsida, Fabales, Fabaceae. Gene Ontology annotation, biological process: regulation of DNA-templated transcription. The coding region runs from base 431 to 1855 and encodes 474 amino acids. The transcript is spliced from 6 exons.